Messenger RNA from Prunus avium (sweet cherry), 1098 nucleotides. NCBI's taxonomy places the organism in Eukaryota, Viridiplantae, Streptophyta, Magnoliopsida, Rosales, Rosaceae. The record is from RefSeq and is a predicted model, not a curated record.
AUGGAAGAUGCCCCAACCUUAGUUUCAGGCUGGGCACGGCUUCCAAGCAACAUUCUGGAUUUGAUUCUAGAAAAGUUGAUCCCAAUCUCUGACUAUAUCCGAUUUAGUGCGGUUUGCAAGCAUUGGCAAUCAGUCGCUUUACAUAGUAUGAAGCAGCGCAUCAAAUCAUGUCACAAGCAGAUUCCUAUGCUCAUAAUUCCCACCAUACACGGUAGCAGCGAAAGGCGUGGCUUGAAUAGUGUGACACAAGGUAAGACUUGCAGCUUUGAGUUGCAUGUGCCUUACAAUAAAAGGCUCUGCGGUUCUUCCCAUGGUUGGUUGGCCUGUGUGGAUGAGAAUCUGGUAGUUACCCUCUUAAACCCUUUUACCGGGCGUACCAUUAGCCUUCCACCAGUCCCCAAAUCCACUCGGAGAUCGAUGGUAGCUUAUAGAAGUGAUUACUACAUUAAUAAAGUUGUAUUGUCUGCAGACCCUUCUUUUCUUCCUAAUGACUAUGAAGUAUUGGUCAUCUAUGAUGGCUAUGGGAAACAAAUAGCCCAUCUUAAAUCAGGGGAUGAUGCUUGGACUAGCAUAGAUCAAGUGAUCGGAUUCGAUGAUGUAAUUUAUUAUAAAGGCCAGUUUCUAGGUGUUAGUUUGGGUGGGAGAUCUUUGCUGGUUAGGAAGUUCAAACGAGUAAAUUAUUGUAAGAGGUUUAUGAAGUCUCUCAACUUCAAGUUUUUCAAGUUUGAAAGGUUAAAGUUUGAACGAGUAAAUGGUUAUGAUCGUUUUACGGAGACUCUGAGCUUCAGGGUUUUCAAGUUGUUCUGUGCUCAUGGGGAGAGACCCCGAUGGGUUGAGAAUGAAAGUAUUGGAAAUGAAGCUCUGUUUUUGGGUACCAAUCAAUCCAUGUGUGUCUUUGCGCUGGACUUUCCAGGUUGUCAGCCAAAUUCCAUAUACUUCACUGAUGAUUGUGUGGAUGUAGAAUGCCAUAAACCUAAAGGGCCUCAUGACAUGGGUGUCUUCAACUUGGAAAACAGAAGCAUGGGAACACAUUACUGCUUGGAUCGUUCGCAGAAGCACAUGCCACCAGCAAUUUGGAUCUUGCCCUCUAUGGUGUGA